Peniophora sp. CBMAI 1063 is the source of this 315-nucleotide messenger RNA. Lineage: Eukaryota; Fungi; Basidiomycota; Agaricomycetes; Russulales; Peniophoraceae. The record is from the annotation of a GenBank genome assembly.
AUGAAGAACAAGGACGACACUGGCACGCGCCACUGGGAUCCAUUCGUGCCGUUCGCCGCUCGUGUUAUAGAGGAGUUACAGCAUUCUGUUGGUGACGAUUAUGGGCCUAUCCUGUCUCCUAUGCGGUCAAUGGCCUCCUUGAAGACAAUGGCUCCUGUUAUCGGGCAACCUACGUUUCCUAAUCGCGAGAUCCUCUAUCUCAAGGUUACCAGUGUACUCUGGCUGCUUGCUGAACUCAUAGAAAAGCAGAAAGAGCGACAUCUGGCUCCGAACCGUCAGCGUCGUCUACGGUCUUUACACAUUCAGGGUGUAUGA